CAGUGUUUAAGUACACGUUCAGUCCAAGUCUACUAACAACUGCGGAAGAAGCGGUUGUGUCGAUUUGCAGCGUACUUGUGACUCAUGUGAUACCUAUAGUGAUCUACGUAUUAACGCGUUUUUAAAAACAUAGCAUUUAGUAGUGAAUAAUUUAUUAAGUGACUUAAUAGCAAUAGCGAUUAUAAAUCGCUAAAAAUGAGUGUAACUGAGAUAAAAAGCGGACCAAUCCCGUUUAAAAUACGAUUGUUGAGUACAUUACGUUCGAUUUUAGAUUUUAUUGGUACCAUAUUCUUUAAAUUAUACUAUGGAACAGACGGAAAGAGAGUUCCACCGAUUACAGACGAUAUUUUAAGACAACCUGCUGUAGAAGUAGCUAGAAAAAUAAGGAACAAACAGAUAACAAGCGUCGAAGUCGUUGAAACCUGUAUACGACGAAUAAAAGACAUAAAUCCUGUAGUUAACUGUUUUGUCGAAAACCGUUUUGAAUUAGCUUUACAAGAAGCGAACAAAGCUGACGAAAUUAUUAGAACCGGUUCUAAAACUGCGGAACAGUUGCUUCAAGAGAAGCCAUUUUUGGGCGUUCCAUUUACAACUAAAGAUUGUAUUGCCGUCAAAGGUCUCCAUCAAACGGCAGGAGUAGUUUCAAGAAAGGACUUUAUAGCAGAAGAAGACGCCAAGGUUAUUUCACUGUUACGAGAAAGUGGUGCUAUAAUUAUUGGAUUAACUAAUGUUCCUGAACUUUGCAUGUGGUGGGAAACUUACAAUAACAUUCACGGCAGAACUAGUAACCCUUACAACAAUACACGAAUUGUUGGCGGAUCAUCAGGAGGUGAAGGAUGCAUACAAGCUGCAGCGGGCAGUUGCUUUGGAAUCGGUUCCGACAUUGGUGGAUCUAUUCGUAUGCCAUCUUAUUUUAAUGGAAUAUUUGGACAUAAACCAUCAAGAAAAACAGUUUCUAAUCAUGGACAAUAUCCCCGUGGAGCCACGGAAUUACAAGACGAUUUUCUAUGUAUCGGACCAAUGACGAAACAUGCAAUUGAUUUAAAACCUAUUCUCAAGAUUAUAUCUGGAGAAAACUUCAAGACAUUGAAAUUGGACGAGCCUGUCGAUAUCGGAAAAAUAAAAAUUUUCUACCAGUUUAAUAACAAUGCUCCAAUGGUAGGCAAAGUGGAUCCAGAAAUUAUUACUGCAAUGGAAAAAGUAAUUGAAUACUUCGAGUUAAAAUAUAAAAUAAUGGGUACGGAGAAAAAAAUUAAACUCCUUGAAAGAUCUUCCCCAAUAUGGUUCGGCACUAUGAAAAGUCCCAUACCAUUUGGGUCAUACAUUAUACCAGAUUACAGCUACUGUAAAAUAUACCGAGAAAUAGUAAAAAGUUUAUUAGGUCUAUCGGGGAACACUUUAAUUGGACUAUUUACUGCUUUGCUUGACAGUAAAAGUGUAGAUUUGAAUAGUGAGAAAUAUAAAAAUUUCAGAAGACUUCGUGACAAUUUAGAAGAAAUUUUCAAAGAAAUGUUAGGAGAUAAUGGUAUAUUUAUUUAUCCCGCGCAUCCAACACCAGCGCCAUACCACAAUCAACCCAUGUUGAGACCUAUGAACUUUAUGUACACGGCUAUUAUAAACAGUCUCGGUUUUCCUGCAACAACUGUUCCUUUAGGACUAAGCAGUGAUGGACUUCCUAUUGGAAUACAAGUAAUAGCUAAUCAUAACAAUGAUAGACUGUGUUUAGCUGUUGCUGAGGAAUUAGAAAAAGCAUUUGGUGGAUGGAUUGAACCUUAAAAAUGAUAGAAUUUACAUUCAUAACUUUAGUAUGUUAAAUAAUAUUGGAUAGGGAUUUGUAAUAUAUUAUUCAAACAAA
Melitaea cinxia (Glanville fritillary) is the source of this 1855-nucleotide messenger RNA. RefSeq names its product fatty-acid amide hydrolase 2-like. The coding region runs from base 196 to 1776 and encodes 526 amino acids. The record is from RefSeq and is a predicted model, not a curated record. The transcript is spliced from 6 exons. NCBI's taxonomy places the organism in Eukaryota, Metazoa, Arthropoda, Insecta, Lepidoptera, Nymphalidae.